AGUACACCUUUGAGAGAGCACGUUAGACAUGGAGCAAACGCUUUCAUGGGUAGACAUGGUCGACCUCGACAUCCAAGUCGACUACGAUGCAAUCAUCUUCCCUAUGGAAGAUGGCAGUGACGGUACCAGUGAGCUGCAUCCCACCCAGCCAGAAGAUGGUACAGAGAUCCAAGGGGAAUCUGGUCCCUCUGCUGAAUCUGAGACUCCUCCUUCAGUGGAGCUUCAGCAGGAUUCAUCUUCCUCUGCUGACUCUGGGUCUCUCAGCUCAGAAGAUAUCCAGCCAUCUCCAAGGUCAGAAAAACCAAGGAAAGACCUCAGUGCCUUUACUUCCUCUCAGGCACCUCAUUCAUACCCCCAGUACUUUAAGAGUGACAAGACGCCUGAACACGCCUCAGCUGGUACGGUGAUCCCUCCCUCGUUGGACAUUGAACAGGCGAUCAAACGUAUCAGUGAUCUCACGCAGCAGGUGGACGAUCUUAAACAGGAGCUGCAAGGUAAGGUCUUUGAUCUUCACGAGGAGAGAGAGCGAAGAAUCAAGUUUCAGGUUGAUUGCAAAGCGCAGCUGGAAAAGAUCCAAGAACUGGAAAAAAGUUUAGAACAUGAACGCCACAUGAGAUUGAAAUGUGAAGAGAAAGUGGAGAAGCAGGAAACACUUGCUGCACCGCAGACUGCAGGUGCAUCAAGAUUUCCACGCAUUCCCAAAGUUACGGUCCAUGAGAGCGUUCUGAAUGAGCUUCAGUUUUUUAGGAGGCAGGCAGAAAAAAAUGCCUUGAACAGUGAGAGGCUAGCAAAGGCUUUGGUAGCAGAACAACAGCUGAGAGCCAAAUAUGAGGAUCAGCUGAGGAGUAACUAUCAAGAAGCCUCCAGAUUCAAAGAACAGCAGGAAACAAUCACAUCUCUGAAGAGUCAGGUUGGAGAACUGACCGAAGCGUUGAACCUUGCUUUGAAAAACCAACAUCCUAAAGUUUCCUCGCAAACAGAGGCACCCAGACAAUCAGGGCCUCAAAGAAACAGGGCUGUUCAUGAGGUUAGAGACCCCCAGCAUGAACACAGGAGACAGAAUACUAACAGAGGUUUCAGUGCAAACCCAGGCCUGUACCCACAUGCAGGCCACCAUAAAAACGGAGGCUCCCAUGAAAAUAGGAGACGUCCUCCUUAUAGAGACCAGUAGGCAAACAGGCCUCCAGGCUUUCUGAAACACUGGAUCAAAUUCCUGACUCCAAGUGUGUUCUCGUGUAAAUAUGUAAAUAUAAGUCACAAUCUGUAAAUAAAAGAAAUGCAAGGAAAUCUAGAAAACAAGAAAAACAA
This is a messenger RNA of Fundulus heteroclitus (mummichog), 1308 nucleotides long. RefSeq lists its product as uncharacterized. Lineage: Eukaryota; Metazoa; Chordata; Actinopteri; Cyprinodontiformes; Fundulidae. The record is from RefSeq and is a predicted model, not a curated record. The transcript is spliced from 2 exons. Bases 29 to 1171 code for a protein of 380 amino acids.